Owenia fusiformis is the source of this 315-nucleotide messenger RNA. Lineage: Eukaryota; Metazoa; Annelida; Polychaeta; Sabellida; Oweniidae. The record is from the annotation of a GenBank genome assembly.
AUAUUAGCUUUAGUAUGGUAUAUCGUCAGCUACAUUCCGGGAGGACAAACUGGGCUCAACUUUUUCACAAAAAUAUUUUAUGCCGCAGCAUCAAAAACUGUAAAAACAACUCUGCCAAUAUGACAUGGCUCAACAUAGCAGUGUUUAUGGGAUCUUGUCAAAAUAUCAAUGUUUUUAAGGAAAAGAAAGACCAUCUUUGUCAGGGUAGUCAAACAUUGAAUUUCUUAAUGAAAAGGGGAGGAGUCUUAUUUUUUCACAGAAAAUACAUUGCUAUUUUGACUCAUAAUGGUGUGUUGAAUGUAGAUAACAUGAGGG